AUGCCAAUAUCGCUACUAAAACGUCCGGGACAUCGCGAGGAUCGCGAACUGGUCCCGGCAAUAUUUUUGGAGGUCCAAAACUCCCGAAAAAAGCCCUCCGGAAGUAAAACUAGAAAGUCCGCCCGGCCGCAGGUCGGUGGCAGCAGCCACCCUUCACGCGGCGGUAGCCGCUUGUCGCCCGGCCGGCAGCAGCCGCCGCCGACAGCGGCUGCUGCCGCCGCCACCCGACGCGCCCCGCUCGCGUGGGUUCACGGCCCAGGGCCGCCGGCUCAGGCCGGCCGAGCCCGCCUGAGAUCAGGGGCGGCUGGGCCGCCGGCCAUCGGCGGCUGCGGCGCGCCCGCCAUCGGCGGUCCGAGCCGCCGAAGCCCAGCCCGCCGAAACAGGGGUUCACACUAUCAAGUUCCAGUCACGCCUACAGUUGCCAUCACCAACCUCCACCAGCUUCACCAACUUCCACCAUCUUCAACUGCCACUAAUGCGCAUCACUUGCUGACAUCCAAAAUCUAUGGAAACACUGGAAGCCAGAAUGGAGGCCCUAGAAUGAAUGAGGCAUUAGCUGACCCAGAGAACUGCCCUAAUAGCUGA
Messenger RNA from Jatropha curcas, 585 nucleotides. The record is from RefSeq and is a predicted model, not a curated record. Lineage: Eukaryota; Viridiplantae; Streptophyta; Magnoliopsida; Malpighiales; Euphorbiaceae.